GUUCAAAUUGUUGUCGUAAAUGCUGACCUAACUAAAACAAGUUGUUUGUUAACUAAAUUUAACAUGUUCCUGCCACGUGACAGACCACUUAGCCUUUACUCGUCCGAAAUCCACUAUUUUUAAAAGUGUACAAUAUAGGGUUAAUAUUGGCUAAACCUCGGGAUUUCACGAAAUUUAUAUCAGACGUGAUGUACAUAAAACUCUGAUCUGUUUCAGCUGUUCGCAGAGUAAGCAUCACGGCAUUGAUCAUCCACAAGACAGUGCUACCUUAAAAAAUAUGUCCGGCAAAAACAAAGAUACUCAAAUUAACAUAACUUCUAAUCCUAUCUCGUCAGAUUUAUCUUCAACAGAGAGAGGGAGCUGUCGGUCAAGGACACAUCGUCAUCGUUUGUUGCACAAAAAUGGUAAAGUAAAUUUGCGACCCUACAGAGUUCCUCUGAAGAAAGAACGCUUCUUGGCGGAUUUCUUCACUUCUAUAAUUGAUGCCAAGUGGCGAUGGGUGAUAGCUAUUUACUCAGCCGGUUUCAUCUUCAGCUGGACAUUUUUCGGCACAGCUUGGUUUGCGAUUUUCUGGCUCCGGUUGCAUUACGAUAUUGGAACCGUUUGUGUGGACAAAGUAGAUUCUUGGACAUCGGCUUUCUUGUUCUCAGUGGAAACUCAGACUACCAUUGGAUACGGUGGACGACAGAUAACCCCGCAAUGCCCCGAGGCCGUGGUUUGUCUUCUGCUCCAAUCUCUCACCGGCUUCCUUUUGUCUACGUCACUGCUUGGCCUCGUUUUCGCCAAACUUUCGCGACCCCGUCCCAGGGGCCAAACGGUCAUUUUCUCGAAGCAAGCAGUCGUGGCGCCAUAUGAUGGACUCCUAUCUUUGAUGUUUCGGGUAGGCGACGCACGCAAGAGCCAAUUACUAGACGUGGCAAUCUCUCUUCACUGUUUUUGCUUUCGAACCACAAAGACUGGGGAGGAAAUUUUAUUCUCCCAAACAGAACUUCCCAUCACCACCGAGCAUGGGAGCGAGGUCGGCGAGCUCAUCAAACCGUUUCUGUUACUACCUUUGACAGUAGUACAUGUCAUCGACGAGCGCAGCCCGCUGUACGAACUUGGGCCUCAAGAGCUCGCAAAUUCCCGUAUGGAAUUCAUCGCAGUCUUAGAGGGCGUCGUGGAAUCAACGAGUAUGGUUACCCAGGCCAAGACUUCUUUCUUAGCAGAUGAAAUUCUUUGGGGUCAGCGGUUCCACCCAAUCUUACUGCAUCCUGAUAACAGGACAGACCUGUCGUCUUUCGAUACAAGGUACAAAGUGAAAACACCUCAAAUAUCACCCAAGGAAUACGAGAGAUCAAACCAGAGGAAGAUGAAACGUCAAGAAUAUGAAAAGACGGCAACAGAAAAGACAAAGGUGGAAACUGAGAACGGCGAUUGUCACGUGAGUGGGGAGCCAAAUAAUGAAUCAUCGACCGUGAGUUCCAUCCCCUAUUGUAAGAACAACUGUAACUGCGAUGUCGCAUAAGACACAAGAUGUACAGAGACCUGUAAUGCAGGACAUUUGCGGAGAAAGUUAGUUCAAUCUAUAGAGGACCGACACAGCUGAAUAACGUAUACGCAUGCGCCAGGUUUUGCCGCGGAAACACGGAUUUUGAGUCGUUCGCAUGGUUGAUUUCCU
Stylophora pistillata is the source of this 1660-nucleotide messenger RNA. RefSeq names its product ATP-sensitive inward rectifier potassium channel 11-like. Lineage: Eukaryota; Metazoa; Cnidaria; Anthozoa; Scleractinia; Pocilloporidae. The record is from RefSeq and is a predicted model, not a curated record. Gene Ontology annotation, biological process: potassium ion import across plasma membrane; regulation of monoatomic ion transmembrane transport. Gene Ontology annotation, molecular function: inward rectifier potassium channel activity. Gene Ontology annotation, cellular component: plasma membrane.